Messenger RNA from Truncatella angustata, 3006 nucleotides. Its product is annotated as Spt20 family-domain-containing protein. Lineage: Eukaryota; Fungi; Ascomycota; Sordariomycetes; Amphisphaeriales; Sporocadaceae. Gene Ontology annotation, molecular function: transcription coregulator activity. The transcript has a single exon. Gene Ontology annotation, cellular component: SAGA complex. Gene Ontology annotation, biological process: regulation of transcription by RNA polymerase II. The coding region runs from base 1 to 3006 and encodes 1001 amino acids. The record is from RefSeq and is a predicted model, not a curated record.
AUGGCUCCGGUCGCGACUGCCACCGCGACUCCCGUACCCAACCACACCCACAACCACAACCACAACCACAACUCGAAUACCACCAAGAUAAAGCGACCUCCUCCGCCGGGCAUACAAACAAAUGGUGCGCCAUCUUCCCGAUCAUCACCGUCGCAGUCACCAUCCAUGUCGGUAAAACGCACACCUACCGGCGGCAAUAAGGCGCAACCAACUCCUACCUCGGCUUCCGUCAAUGGAGUCAACCGCAAUGCACCAAACCGCCCACGACGAGAGCAGUCUAUACAGCUUGCGGGCGCUGGCGCUGGCACCGACAAACGAAGCGGGAGGUCCAAUGUUCUGCGCUCUGCGAGUCAAGCGGUAGAUGGUGCACUGCCUCCGUCACUCGGGCCGCGCCCAGAUGGUAAAUGCCCUCCUCCGCUGCUUGUCAACUUGGAUACUUAUCCUUCAGUAGUUAUUACGGACCAGUACAUCCUUAAGAAGCAUGCUGGCAACCCGCCGUCACUUAUUGUACAUCUUCAUGCAACACACUUCCGCUUUGAUCAGCAAGAUAGUAUUUUCCUUUACAAGUCACCCAUGCGAAUAUUCCUCGAUCAUGUACGCGCCAGAACUCUGCCGCACGACCUCUUACCUUACUUUAUAGACCAAGGUAUCUCGUUCUACGAUGGCCGUUUGAUCAUCGAGAUCCACGACCACAAGUCGUCGGCUCAAUCCAAAGACGUCGCCAAACCAAGUCCAUCUGCCAAUAAGACUGCGCCUUUCUCGAUACAUAAUUAUACACCAUACAUUACUCCGUCGCCUUACGCACCCUAUCCCAAGGAGAAUACGGAUCCACCACCAACAGCAGGGACUAAUGCUAAGGGUACUGACGCAGAUGGAAACAAUAAGGAGAACAUGCUAGCACCUACGGCUCCUGAUACCCAGAAGAAGAAAGGCCCAGCAACGCCGAAAGUUAUCACUGUUGUUCUCCAUCCGACCUCCCAGAGUCUGUACGCGGAUCUGAUGAUCAAGACGACAACACCACAAGGCGCUCCUGAUGCCAAUGUUCCGCCAACGCCCUCGGCGCCAAUACCACCGACGCCCACGAUCGGAAGUAUGCCACCUCCUGCCAAGAAACAGAAAAAGGAGCGCAUGGAACUCGACGGAAGAAGCAUUCACGCUGCAGAGAGUCAAAUUCUGCUUGCCACUAUGGAACCUCUUCAUUUGGAACCGACCAAGAACAAGGAAGAGUUGAUAUCUUUACUGGGCCAACUGGUAGAUGAGAAGCACUCCGAUGAACCACCCAAGCCGAAGACCAGGAAGCGAACGGUUGCGGAACGCGCGGCUGAUGAGGCCGCAGCUGCUGACCACGAAAAAUUCAUGCUUACCUUUGACGACCGCUUGUCUGGCAACAAUGGCGGUACACAGGGUGGAGCCGAUGGCGCUGAAGUUUCCGGGCAAUCGGUACCGGCUGAUGUCAGGUUUGAGCGCUUCAAGGUCAUCGAGGAGAUCAAACGGGAUCAUGCCGAGAAGAAGGAGCAAGAAAAAGCCCGACAAGCGGAACAAGAACGUAAACUUGCUAUCCAGAAACAACAGCAGCAAGCCGAGCAGGCUCAACUUAUGGCGAGAAACCAACAAGAAGCUGCCGACAAGCUCCGAAGGGAAGAAGCCGUUCGGCAGCAGCAGGCCCGCCAGCAGCAAGAAGCCCAGCGACGUGUUCUGGCUCAGCAACAGGCCCAAGCCCAAGCAGCUGCGCAAGCUCAGGCUGCUGCUCAAGCUCAAGUACAAGUGACCUCGGCGCAAUCACCGCCUAAUAUGCAACAACAACUUUCUCAGGCUUCACACAGUCACCCCACGCCGGGUACCAUGCCAAAUACUUUACCGCAGCACCGCUUUCCACAAGGAGUAUCUCAAGCUCCAGCUUCAUCGCCCGUGGUGCGCCAAGGCACACCGCAGCAUAUGUCGUCGCCUAUGGUACCGAAUGGCAACCCUAUGCAGCAGACGGGAUCUGCAAUGGGUGGCAGCCCAGCACGACCACCAUCAGUGGUUCAAAACCACCCCAUGUCGGCGCCCAUGGCUGUCAGUAUGUCUGCAAGAGGCAGCCAACAGAGUCAUCCUGGCGGGACCCCUCGAAUGCCAAGCGCGACACCGCAAAUGCAGCAUGGUACGCCUAUCAACCGUCCAAUGCAAACUCCACGCAUGCCUCAAGCCAGUCCGCCACCUGCUAUGAUGGCGCAGAAUUCAGGCAUGGGCCAGCACAUGGGCCAACAGAUGCUUAUGGGUGGGCAAAAUAUGGCUAUGCAAAACAAUACAAUGGCUGUUCAGAUGCUGGCGCAGCAGCAACGACAACGCAUUGCACAGCAACAAAUGGCAGCUAUAAACGGUGGAAUGAUGAAUGGUCAAAACACACAGCAGAUUGCGCAAUUCCAGCAGCUCCAGCAGCAACGGCUAUUACAACAACAAUUGAUGAAUGCUAACAACGCUCAAAUGAUGAACGGCAAUGCCCAGAUGCUGAAUGCCCAGCAACAGGUUCAGCUUAGGCAGAUGCAGCAAAUGCAGCAGCAACAGCAAAUGCAGGCUCAGAUGGGCAACCCGAACAUGAUGAAUGUCAACGGCAUGAACGGUAUGAAUCCAGCGCAGAUGGCCGCACUGCAGCAGCAGAUGCAGAUGCAACAGCAGCAGCAGCAGCAACAGCAGCAGCAACAACAACAGCAGCAGCAGCAACAACAACAACAGCAGCAGCAGAAUGGACAACAGCCACAGAUCGCAGCGGUGCGUAAUGCGGGCAUGCAGCAGCUUGUUGGACAGAGACAGCGCAUUAUUUAUCAGCAAAACAUCGGGAAUCUGGCCACGAAGUACGGCAGCGUGCAAGCCAUACCGCCUGAAAUACAUAGGCAGUUUCAUGCCAAUUGCCACAGUAGAGCUGUUGCAUCCAUACAAGAAGCAAUGCGGAAUCAGCAGCAGCAGCAGCAGCAACAACAAGCCAUGAUGCAACAAAGCAUGCAGAAUAUGAAUGGCAUGGGCAUGUAG